This is a messenger RNA of Lampris incognitus (smalleye Pacific opah), 2079 nucleotides long. RefSeq names its product casein kinase 1, gamma 1 (gene csnk1g1). The transcript is spliced from 13 exons. Gene Ontology annotation, cellular component: plasma membrane; cytoplasm; nucleus. Gene Ontology annotation, molecular function: ATP binding; protein serine/threonine kinase activity. The record is from RefSeq and is a predicted model, not a curated record. Bases 383 to 1768 code for a protein of 461 amino acids. Lineage: Eukaryota; Metazoa; Chordata; Actinopteri; Lampriformes; Lampridae. Gene Ontology annotation, biological process: positive regulation of canonical Wnt signaling pathway; endocytosis; peptidyl-serine phosphorylation.
CAAGCGGGGGCAGAUGAACAAGAAAGAAUGGAAGUGGUUGCCACUUUGCUCAAGGCGUGAAACAGCAUAACAUUUUUUUUAAAUAUUCAACACCUUACUUUACACAGUUUCUGUACAGUCGCGCAAGACACACGAUUUGCGUCCUCAUCGGACUUAACACAGCGAAGCCCAAUGUCUAGGCCAAAGCCCAGCCUGUGCAACAAGUUUUAGAGGUGCCAGGGUGGAGACAGCAGAGAAGGACUACCAUCUAUCAGUGCGAGCCUUUGUCCCAUGACUUCGACUGCACCAUCCUUGUGCUGCCAGUGACAAGGGCUGGUGGUGGUGCCCAGCCCACGGGGCCUUCGUAUAGAUCUCCCCAGGCAUCCGCCAGCCUGUUCACACAAUGGAUCAGCAAAGAGACAAGUAUGGUGAACGACCUACAAGGAGCACCAAAGUUUCACAAGGAAACCGCAGCGGACAUUCUUCACGGCCCUCCGGUUCUUCCAGCUCCUCUGGGGUUCUUAUGGUGGGACCAAAUUUUCGUGUGGGCAAGAAAAUUGGCUGUGGCAACUUUGGCGAGCUGAAACUUGGUAAAAAUCUGUACACCAAUGAGUAUGUAGCUAUUAAAUUGGAGCCAGUCAAAUCAAGAGCACCACAGCUGCAUUUGGAGUACCGGUUUUACAAAACAUUGGGAAGUACAGCGGAAGGCCUACCCCAGGUGUUUUACUUUGGACCCUGUGGAAAAUACAAUGCCAUGGUUCUGGAGCUGCUGGGGCCCAGUCUAGAAGACCUUUUUGAUCUUUGUGACAGGACUUUCUCACUGAAGACCGUCUUAAUGAUAGCCAUUCAACUGAUCUCCCGGAUGGAGUAUGUCCAUUCUAAAAACCUCAUCUAUAGAGAUGUCAAACCUGAAAACUUUCUUAUUGGGCGACAAGGGAACAAAAAGGAGCACAUUAUCCACAUCAUCGACUUUGGGCUUGCUAAGGAAUACAUUGACCCCGAAACUAAAAAACACAUACCAUACCGGGAACACAAGAGCUUGACUGGCACUGCCCGAUACAUGUCCAUCAACACACAUUUGGGCAAAGAGCAAAGCCGGCGAGAUGACCUUGAGGCUUUGGGUCACAUGUUUAUGUAUUUCCUCCGUGGAAGUCUACCUUGGCAAGGCCUAAAGGCUGACACAUUAAAAGAACGAUAUCAGAAGAUUGGAGAUACAAAAAGAAAUACUCCCAUUGAGGUCCUUUGUGAAAACUUCCCAGAGGAAAUGGCCACCUACCUGCGUUAUGUGAGACGAUUGGACUUCUUUGAAAAGCCUGACUACGAAUACCUGAGGACUCUGUUCACGGAGUUGUUUGAGCGGAAAGGAUACAGUUUUGAUUACACUUAUGACUGGGUUGGCAGGCAGAUACCCACUCCUGUUGGAUCUGUCCACAUAGACUCUGGACCAUCUGCCAUCACAAGAGAGAGCCAUCCUCACAGAGACCGACCGUCACAGCACCAACCAAUGAGGAAUCAGACAGCAGCCUCUGACCGACGAGGAGCAUGGGAGGUGCAGCCCAGUCGCCAGGCAAACUCCUCCUAUCUGACCUCCCACCUGGCAGCGGACAGGCAUGGGGGCUCAGUGCAGGUGGUCAGCUCGACCAACGGGGAGCUGAAUGCAGAUGAUCCACUAGCAGCCCAUUCCAACGCACCAAUUGCAGCUCAGGCAGAGGUGGAAGUGGUGGAUGAAGCUAAGUGCUGCUGCUUCUUCAAGCGGAAACGGAAGAAGAACACUCCGCGACACAAAUGAUCUUCCACUGGCCUGAAACACACACCAAGUGUGUGGCUCAGUCGAUUGUGAUUUCAAAAAUAGAGAUGGUCCCAUUCAGAGGAAAAGGGAGAUAUCCAAAAGAUCUUAAUUGAAUCGUUCACUGUGGGGACCACUUAAAAUUGUUUGUUGAAAUGUACUUGAGAUGCGUAUGUGUCUUUUUGAUGGGAGUCUCUUUUUUUAUUUUCUCUCCAUGAUGCAUGGGAAUAUUUAGCAGGCCAAACAGGUGUGAUUGGAAUCCUUCAUGUUGGGAUUUUGCAGAGGAAAAUGGGGAUCUUUACAAGAGGCAUUCG